AUGAAAAAAAUUACGUUAAUACUAAUAAUAUUUGUGUUGUGUGUGCAUUUAUUUGAGGCUAAGGACUUCGUGGAUGGUACUCGAGUGAAUAAUUUGUUGAUAUUGACUGACAAAGUGGUUUACAAAGCAAUACCCUUGAUAAGAAGGGACAAGGAUUACACCUAUCAGGAUCCAAAACAAAGAGUUAUUAAGGGCAUCAUAGCCCGUGACCUCUCACGGACAGAUGCAGAGGUGACGGUGGCGGCUGGCGGCGUGGGCGAAACACACGUCACUUUGCACUUUAAGAGCGAGAGGGGAGUGGGCCUAAAUUAUCUUAUACUUAUAUUUACGAAAGAUAAA
Molecule: messenger RNA, 339 nt
Organism: Brenthis ino (lesser marbled fritillary)
Lineage: Eukaryota; Metazoa; Arthropoda; Insecta; Lepidoptera; Nymphalidae
Source: the annotation of a GenBank genome assembly